AGCGGAGAGGUCUGAGCGCUCCUCCCCCAGCCCGGCGUCGGCGGCUGCACAGGAGGAGGAGGAGGGCGCAGAGAGAGCGCAGACAUGGCGGCCAACAUGUACCGAGUGGGAGAUUAUGUUUAUUUUGAAAACUCUUCAAGCAACCCAUAUCUGAUCAGGCGAAUAGAAGAACUUAAUAAGACUGCCAAUGGCAACGUCGAAGCAAAAGUGGUGUGCUUUUACAGACGCCGUGACAUCUCCAAUAGCCUCAUCAUGCUUGCUGACAAGCAUGCAAAAGAAGUUGAAGAAGAAUGUGAAAUUCCCAAAGAAGUAGAUUUGACUGAUAAACAGAAACAUCAACUGAAACACAGAGAGCUGUUUCUGUCUCGCCAAUAUGAGUCCCUUCCUGCAACACACAUCAGGGGGAAAUGCAGUGUUGCACUUCUGAAUGAGACAGAGUCUGUAUUGUCGUAUCUCAUUAAAGAGGAUACUUUCUUCUACUCACUGGUAUACGAUCCAUCACUGAAAACACUUCUAGCAGACAAAGGAGAAAUCAGAGUAGGUCCCAGAUAUCAAGCAGAUGUUCCAGAUAUGCUCGCAGAAGGAGAAACAGAUGACCGGGAACAGGCAAAGCUUGAAGUAAAAGUAUGGGAUCCAGACAGCCACCUCACUGAUCAUCAGAUCGAUCAGUUUUUAGUAGUAGCACGUGCGGUCGGUACGUUUGCCCGAGCUCUGGACUGCAGUAGUUCUGUAAGACAACCUAGCUUACACAUGAGUGCUGCUGCUGCUUCCCGUGACAUCACUCUGUUUCAUGCCAUGGAUACAUUGCAUAAGCAUAACUAUGACCUGAGCAGUGCUAUUAGUGUCCUGGUUCCACUUGGAGGGCCUGUCCUUUGCAGAGAUGAAAUGGAAGAAUGGUCCGCUUCAGAGGCUAGUUUGUUUGAAGAAGCCCUAGAGAAAUACGGCAAAGACUUCAACGACAUACGACAAGACUUUCUUCCUUGGAAGUCUCUGACUAGCAUCAUUGAAUAUUAUUAUAUGUGGAAAACUACAGACAGAUACAUCCAGCAGAAACGCCUAAAAGCUGCUGAAGCAGAAAGCAAAUUGAAACAAGUUUACAUACCAACCUACAACAAACCAAAUCCCAGUCAGAUAUCCAGCAGUAACGGGAAACCAAGUGCCGUGAACGGAGCCGUUGGAGCACCUCACCAGGCCCAGAAUGCACUAAUAGGCCGUGCUUGUGAAAGCUGCUACAUCACACAGUCUCAUCAGUGGUAUUCUUGGGGUCCACCCAACAUGCAGUGCAGGUUAUGUGCACCUUGUUGGAUUUAUUGGAAGAAAUAUGGUGGCCUGAAAAUGCCAACACUAACAAAUGAAGACAGAUUUUCUCCUACUCAAACCACAGAGGAAGCAUGUGUUAGAACACACAUGUCUCGCCAAGCAACACAGGGAAUACCAGUCCGGAACACAGGCAGUCCAAAAUCUGCCGUGAAGACACGCCAGUCGUUCUUCCUCCAUACGACAUACUUGACUAAACUUGCCCGCCAGGUCUGCAGAAACACUCUACAGUUGAAGCGAGCUGCAAGAAGACCGUUUGUCCUUAUUAACUGUGCUGCCAUUAGGGCAGAAUAUGCUGAUAGACAUUGUGAAUUUGUUGGAAAUCCUCUGAAGAUUAAAAGCACUCGGAAAUCAUUAUCAUGUAUCAUUGGAUACUUGGAGAUUCAUCCUGCCAUGAAGCCUAAUAUAAUCAAGUCAACACCAAGCCUUCAGAGUUCAAUGGCAAAGAGGUUGCUCGCUCCCCCUGGCCACUCAUCGUUAAGUAUUUUGGGGAAGAGAAACUACAGCCACCAUCACAACGGCCUGGAUGGACUUUCCAGUCAUACACAUGGGACUAAAAUGCAAGCGGCACAUGAUUUCUGUACAACUAAUGGUAAAACUUUACAAGUCGGCACAAGUGACCUUAUGCCAAGUGUUACGCCGUUGCUCAAGAGGCAGAGACAAAACUGGCUCAAUGCUCCUGAUGAUGGUUUCUUUAUUGCUACAGAAGAGACCAGUGCGGAAGCAGUUAGAAACCUUCUCAUGAAAACGCCGUAAGCAGUUUACUCGAUCACAGCUGAAAAGAGCUUGUAGGACCCCGUGCACUUUAAUUCUGAGGAAGGUGAAGUCCCUUCUGACUCACAAAGAGACUCAAGAGAAUUUGAGCAAUCAUUCACA
Molecule: messenger RNA, 2193 nt
Organism: Lacerta agilis (Sand lizard)
Lineage: Eukaryota; Metazoa; Chordata; Lepidosauria; Squamata; Lacertidae
Gene: MTA3
Product: metastasis associated 1 family member 3
Biological process (GO): negative regulation of transcription by RNA polymerase II
Cellular component (GO): NuRD complex; nucleoplasm
Molecular function (GO): sequence-specific DNA binding; transcription corepressor activity; histone deacetylase binding
Source: RefSeq, a predicted model, not a curated record